Molecule: messenger RNA, 192 nt
Organism: Colletotrichum tamarilloi
Lineage: Eukaryota; Fungi; Ascomycota; Sordariomycetes; Glomerellales; Glomerellaceae
Exons: 1
Coding region: 1-192 (63 amino acids)
Source: RefSeq, a predicted model, not a curated record
AUGGAGAGAGUCUUAGCGACGUCAGAGCACAUGGCGGUGGAUUAUACCCACUUGUCAUGGGGGAUCAGCGGCAGCGAUGGGAUGGCUAAGCUUUCAAAUUGGUUGGAACUUGGAGCAACGGCGUCCAGUUAUGAAGUCAUCGGUCUCCGUCUAACAGUGCUGUCAAGGGCGGUUCCAACGCAGCAUGCCUAA